AUGCAGUUCGUGUUUGCGAUUGUGAUCUCAGUUGUGGUGCUGCUCCAUGGUGUAGCCUAUGGAGGUGAUAACCCUUGCGUCAAUGGACCGCCAGUGAAUAAGAAUCCGGCAGAAUGUUGCGAAACCCCAAUGCUACUGGAUAAGGAAAUUAUGAUGGACUGCUACAAGCAAUAUGGAGAGCAAACAAAACGUCAGAUGAAAAUGGAAGGCAUUCCACGCGGUUGUUGCAUUGCAGAAUGCGGUUUAAACGCCACCGGACUUUAUUCAAACGGAAUGAUCCACCGGGACGAUAUGACUAAAAUGUUUAUGGAUGUGGUCAAAGACAUGCCACAGUGGCAAACGUUAGUACGAGAUACCCUCGAUGAUUGCUUCAAAAUGGCAGAAUCAAUGAUGGAUCAAAUUGAAGCCGGUGCCAAGCUGGAGUCGAGCUUUGAAGGAGAGAAAAUUUGCCACCCGAUCUCCGGAACAAUCUUACGGUGCAUGGGAAUGAAUAUGUUUGCCAAGUGUCCAGCCGGAGUGUACAAGGAAAGCGAUGAAUGCAACCAACUGCGAGAGUAUUCGAAAAUGUGCCCAAUUAUCUAACAACGAAUGCAUAUUGGAGCGGAAUAGUACAAAUUGUUAGAAUCUCUUUAGGACUCAGGCU
Sabethes cyaneus is the source of this 643-nucleotide messenger RNA. RefSeq names its product general odorant-binding protein 67-like. The transcript is spliced from 3 exons. Lineage: Eukaryota; Metazoa; Arthropoda; Insecta; Diptera; Culicidae. The record is from RefSeq and is a predicted model, not a curated record. Bases 1 to 582 code for a protein of 193 amino acids.